UAAUGUACCAAAGUGGAAAAUCAAUAGGCAAUAUAGGUGGAAAGUGUUGCCCACGCGAACCAGAGGUGCGAGGAGAGAGAGAGCGAGAGUUCAGAGUUCUCUUUCAACACGAUAAGCAAAAUCGGAGACAAACUUUACUGUUUUUGUAUCAGUGGUUUCGUCUUCUGCAUCGUCUCAAUCAUCCUUAAUCGUUUUUGGAAGCGUGAUAUCGCAGCCAACAACAACCAGCAGUCUGCUAGGUUAGCAAUGGAAUAUGAGGAGGAGAAGAAUUGUCUUCCAGGGACGGUUCCCGAGUUUGGUGCAAUUUUUAUGUCAAACAUUGCCACAAAGAGAGAAUGCCUUAAACGGAAGCUUUUGGGCCUUCCUUCCUCCUAUGCUAACUUUGUAAAACAGGUUAAAGCUGGGAUGGUUUUGUUUCUUUUUGAAUUUGAGAGAAGGGAACUCUAUGGUGUGUUCCGGGCAUGCUCUGAUGGUGGAUUCAAUAUUGCAGCCAAUGCAUUUACUUCUUCAGGGAAGCAAUUCCCUGCACAGGUUCGCUUUGCCCCAUUUUGGUAUUGUAGUCCACUAUCUGAGCAUGAGUUUCGGAAUGCUAUUAAAGAGAAUUACUUUUCUGCAAAGAAGUUCCACUUUGGUCUGUCUGAAGAUCAGGUUCAUAGACUUCUAUCAUUGUUCAGUUCAAGAAGGGAACAUAACAAGCUACCUCCAACACAUUUCGCAAGACAAGACAUGAAUCCUAUGAAGAAGCACGGAAGAGUAGUUGAUGAUGACAAUUUUUUGAUGAGUAACAGGAUAGAAGUCAAGCCUGGCAUGGGAAGCGGUCUUGGGCCAGCCAAUCUGACUGAGUACCAAAGGAACCCUGAGAAUACAGUCGGAAUAGUACAUGAUGACAGGUCUCUGACGAGUGAUCGGGUGGAGAAUGAGCAUAAUGUGUACAAUGGUCCUUUGCCCGAAGUCUCCACUAAGUAUCCCCGGAACUCUUCGGUUAAAAUAAGAAGAAUAGAUGAUGAUGUUGGCAGGUUUUUGGUGAGUGAUGCUGCAGAAAAUGAAUGUAAUCUGGACUAUGGUCUUGGAAGGGUUACUUCGAGUGACUCCCUUGGGGAUUCCUUGUAUAAAGUUAGAAGAACCUCUGCUGAUGGCCAGUUUGUGAUGAGUAAUAGGUUAGAAAGUGAACAUCACACGGACAAUAAUACUUGGCCCAUCAUCUCAUCUGAGUGCCCAGGUGACUCUUUAGGUAGCGUAAGGAGAGUAGCUGAUGAUGGUCUAUUUCCAAUGAGUGAUAGAGUAGGAGAAGAAUGCAAUACAAACCGCGAUCUUGGGUCAGUCACAUCAACUAAGCAUCUAGGAAAUCUUCUGGGUAAAGUAAGAAAAGAAAUUGAUGAUGGCAGGUUUUUAAUGAAUGUUGGAGUGGAAAAUGAACUUACUUUUGACAAUUGUCUUCGGCCAGCCAUCUCUGGUAACCUUCGAGGUGAAGUAAGAAGAGCUGCUGACGAUGGAAGGUUUUUAGUGAAUGAUAAGGUAGAAGAUGAAAGUCGUGUGGAAAAUGGUAUUGUUCCCGGGAUUUUGACCAAGUCCCUUAGGAGUCCUCUGGGUAAAGGAAGAAGAUCAAUAGAUGAUAGGAGGUAUUUGAUGAGUGAUAGAGUUGAAAAUGAACUGAAUUUGGAGAAUGGUAUUGCACCGGUUAUCUCGUUUGAGCACUUAAAGAAUCCUCUUGAUAGAGUAAGAAGAGCAACUAAUGAUGGGUGGUUUUUGACAAGUGACAGGAUAAAGAAUGAAUUUAAUGUGGAUGACGGUAGUGGGGCAGUCAUUUCAUCUGAUGAGUACUCCAGAUACCAUCUGGGUAUUGUGAGAGGAGCAGCUGAUGAUGGUGGAUUUGCAAAGAGCGAUAAGUUAGAGCACGGAACAAAUUUCGGAAACCGUUUUAGGCCUGUUGUUUCGAGUGAGUACACUGCUUUAUGUCAGGCUAAGCAAAGUCCGUUCGUCUAUUCGAGCAAUCACAACUUAGAAACAGAUUAUGCCUUGGUUCAAGAUCAAGUUUCGCAUUCUUCUGCAUAUUCUCGAUCGAUUGAACCACAAAAUUUUGACUUCUUUCAUCCAUCAUCGCAUGAUGCAAUUGCUACAAGAGCAGUUCCCUAUGAUCCUGAAGUCCCCAAGGCUCAUUAUAGUCACUCACCGUCAUUUGGGGUAGAUUACAAUUCUGAUGCAGCACAAGACUGUUCUCGUUACUAUGGUUCUCUAAGGAAUCUUGCUUCUUCAACUCAGAACCAACUUUCACCUUAUCGCCUAGAGUCGAAAGGAUCAAGCAUGUGGCUGGAUACCCCUUCUCGCUAUGGGAAUAAAGUACCAUUGCCUACCACCUCCAACCACCACAAUUUCUCCGACCUUAGAACCAGCAAUUCUUCGUCAUGUGCUGGUUAUUCUGAAAACAAGGAACUAGAAUACUCUGAGAGGGCUUUUGUGCAUUCUUCAAGACGUGAGAUUUAUGGAAGUGAAAACAUGGGUGCUUUAUCUCAUGCCUUCACCAGUAAGGAUCCAUCUUUCAUUUUUGAUGAAGGGGAUGUUUCAGCAUUGCGAGAAAAAUACAAGCAAGAAAAUUCAUGGGAUGAUGGUGGGGGAGCAUCCCAUCUAAAAGACUUUCCGUCCCCUAACAAUAGUAGGUACCAUUUGCGGCGUGGUGCUUUUUCUUCAGACUCUCAAGUUAACCGCUGCCAUGAUAAAGAUUCAACCAAUUAUACUAUGGAAUUCUAUCAAAGUUCUGAAGGUGUACCUUGUGAUAAUCGGAAGAGCAGAGUUAGCGUCUUUUCUCGUUUAACUUCAGCUCCAGAAGUGUGCUUAAAGGAGAAUAAUACCAAUGCAUGCCACGAUGAAAGUGGUACGGAUGUAUCUUUGAAUGAAGUCGUGAACAUGUUAAAGCAGAGUCAGAAUCACCGGAUGAAGAGGAUUAGAAAAUCUAAUCCUUUAGUUAAUCGACACUCUGAUGACAAAAUUUCUGGGAUUAAGAAGCAGACCUCCAUUUGCAAUCAGUUGGAUGACAAACUUUCUGAGAUUAAAAAGCAGACCUCCAUUUGCAAUCAGUUGGAUGACAAAAUUUCUGGGAUUAAAAGGCCUAAGUCCAUUUGCAAUCAGUUGGAGUAUGAUCAGUCAAGGAUCAUGAUGAAGAUGAAAAUCGAUGCUAAUCUACCUGUCACGGAGAAUGGUUGCCAAUUGGCUGAAGAGACACGACUUGUAGAUUUUAAACGCCGGAGUGAAAAAAUGAAAACUCCGGAUGGAAUCAAGAGACAAGGUAAGGCAAAUGGUUCUGUUCAUAAUGAAGAUGGUGAGGGCUUGGUGGAUCAGCCGCGCAAGCGCAGAAAGUUGAUUAGGCCAGUCUUCUUCAGCAAAAAAGAGGCAUUUGAUGGAGGAAUAAGCGGUGACAAGGCCCAAAAUUUGCUGAGGUCGUCUCAAGAACAUGUCAUUUGCAAAGAUAAUCCUGGAAAUUGUGAUGAUUCAGUGAGUAGUCAUAAAAAAAGCAACAGGAAAUAUCAAAAUGCCAGAUUGGUACAUGGGGUGUCUCCAACUUCUUGUGAAGGUAACAAAACUAGUGCAGAUCAAAGUUCCAAAUGGAGAGGAGAAACAAAUUCAGAAAAUUGUGAGGCAUCUCUUAGAUGUAUUGAAGGCCAAGAUGGAAACAAAGUAUCACAAAAUGUUGACAUUCAAAAUGCAAUUACUCGAACUCAUCCUGAAAUAAUUAAUAAUACUGUUGGCAGUUUGGUUAUUGAGGUGGAUGGAGUGUUUGGAGAUCUUGUUAUGACUGAUCACAGCAAGAAUGCAGACGAGGCACCAACCCUUUCUGCAGUUAUUUAUGAUGUUGUGGGUGGUUUGGGUAUUGAGGAUGCCAUGGUGGAUGAAAUGUCUCGAGAUCUUGGUAUGACUGAUCAUAGCAAGAAUGCAGAAGAGGCACCACCAGACGUACAAUACGUGAACACUAACAGUGAAGAUGGCAGAGGUAAGGGAAAAGACCUGCUCCGAGGUUUUGAAAAUGUGAAUCGAGUUUGUCCGAUCAGAUGUGACACUGCCAUGAAUAAUAAACCAAACAAGAGCUUGUGCUUGCUGGAUUUAAAUUUGGAAAUUGUUCCUGAAGAUUGCGUGGGAAUGUGCUCUACAAGUGGAUAGAGAUAAAGGAAACCAAUGGCACUAAAUUUUGGGACCCGGUAAGCAUCUUUUGAAACUGGCAGCUAUUUCAAUUUGCAAGAACUGUUUGUGUUUAGAGUUUUUGUGCUUCUUCGACAUAAAGCAUUGUCUGUACAAAGAGAGUUUUGCCUUGAAGAAGCUGUCUUUUGCACAAUGCAAGGCUUUGGGAAAUAUGCUACAAUGAAAUGGCUGUUUCCGUUAUGUUUUCAUGUCACACACAUACAUGUGCCGAAUAUUUUGGUUAGGUUGUAAUUUUGAAUGACACGGAAUUUGUCAUCAGACCAGUAAAUCUUACUGUCCCAAAAAUACUACUGUGUUAUAUGAAAAAUGUUUGUAGCUUUAAUAUAUUUCUAAAUAUUUUGAAUUCUUUUGAACUAACCUAAUGAUUAAAUUGUUAUGGCAUCAAGGAAGAAUGUUAUGCUAAAGAAGCCAUAUUUAGGUACCAUGAGCAUUAGAGGUUUAAAAUACUUGUUUACAAGCCAUAUUUAGGUACCAUGAGCAUUAGAGGUUUAAAAUACUUGUUUACAAGUAUUGAAUUUGUGAAGUCUCUUUUUGGGACUAAAGACAAAAAUGAUUGGAGAAUUGAACUUUGUUUUAUACUGGUUAUCUGAAAA
Molecule: messenger RNA, 4781 nt
Organism: Cornus florida
Lineage: Eukaryota; Viridiplantae; Streptophyta; Magnoliopsida; Cornales; Cornaceae
Exons: 5
Coding region: 247-4149 (1300 amino acids)
Source: RefSeq, a predicted model, not a curated record